Molecule: messenger RNA, 1428 nt
Organism: Vigna angularis (adzuki bean)
Lineage: Eukaryota; Viridiplantae; Streptophyta; Magnoliopsida; Fabales; Fabaceae
Exons: 2
Coding region: 1-1428 (475 amino acids)
Biological process (GO): DNA integration
Molecular function (GO): nucleic acid binding; RNA-DNA hybrid ribonuclease activity
Source: RefSeq, a predicted model, not a curated record
AUGGUCUCAUGGUCAGUGGAACUUUCUGAGUUUGGACUCCGUUAUGAACCUUGGGGAUCCAUUAAAGGUCAGCACCUGUCAGACUUUGCAGCCGAGCUGACACCCAUACCUGACGGCUCAGAGCCGAGGUGGCUCCUUAACGUGGAUGGAUCCUCGGACAAAAGAGGGGGAGGGGGAGCGGGUAUUGUUCUAGAAGGACCAAAUGGUCUAGUCGUGGAGCAAGCCAUCACGUUCUGGUUUCAAGCCAGCAACAACCAAUCAGAGUAUGAAGCUUUGAUUGUUGGUCUAGCCCUAGCCAAAGAACUAACGGUCGCUCGAUUAAAGUGCAGGAUGGAUUCACAAUUGGUGGUCGGGCAUAUGAACGGAACCUAUCAGGUUAAAGAUAAUCAAUUACUGCGUUAUUUCCACAAAACUAGCACCCUCCUCAGGGAUUUUGACGAGGUCAGCAUUAUUCAUGUGCCUAGGGAGCAAAAUGCAAGGGCAGAUCUCCUGUCUAAAUUGACUCACUCCAAGGAGAGAGCACAGUUAUCUUCAAUCAUCAAGAUGACACUCGACCACCCAGUCGUGGAAGCUUUCGUCACCGAUGUUCUGAUGCAGGAAACAUAUUGGAGACAGAACAUACAGGACUUGAUGAUGAAGCAGGAACGAGGGGAAAAGGUCACCGCAAGUGACUCAAAACGUAUCGCACGCUUUCUAUACAUAGGCGACGACCUAUACAGGUGUGGCCACAACACACCCUUGUUGAAGUGCAUAUCGACGGACGAGGCAGACUACGUCCUACGCGAGCUCCACACCGGGAUCUGCGGUUUUCAUUCUGACAAACGUACGCUCAGAGCGCGCGUACUACGCGCAAGAUAUUACUGGCCAACAAUCGACCAAGAUUGUGAGAUAUUUGUUAAGAAAUGUCUCUCGUGCCAGGCACACGGUCAUGACUUCCGCGUCCCUCCUGAAGAAUUGCAUGGCAUCAUCUCCCCAUGGCCGUUCGCCCAAUGGGGAAUUGACAUAGUUGGACCGUUGCUAAUCGCAAAAACUCAGAACAAAUUCCUCCUAGUGGCGGUCGACUACUUCACCAAAUGGAUAGAGGCCGAACCACUGUCCAUAAUCAACGCCCAGCGAAUCAUCACCGACAACGGCAGACAUUUCAUUGAGAAAAAGUUAGAGGAAUUCCUCAGCAGCCUGGGGAUUAAACAUGUGACCAGCUCGGUAGAAUAUCCACAAACUAAUGGACAAGCAGAAGCCGCGAACAAAGCUCUGCUCACAGAAUUGAAAAAACGACUUGGCGAGGCUAAAGGUUUAUGGGUGGAAGAACUACCCGAAGUCCUAUGGGCGUAUAGAUGCACCCCGCACGGAUCCACUGGGGACACUCCAUUCAAUUUGACAUACGACACUGAUGCCAUGCUCCAGUCGAGGUCGGAGAGCCAUCACUAA